Gongylonema pulchrum is the source of this 2896-nucleotide messenger RNA. Lineage: Eukaryota; Metazoa; Nematoda; Chromadorea; Rhabditida; Gongylonematidae. The record is from the annotation of a GenBank genome assembly.
UUGUGCUGAUGGUUUCUUCGGUAAUCCUCUAGAAGUGAACGGUACCUGUGAGCUAUGUGACUGUAGUGGAAACAUCGAUCCGAUGGCAAUUGGUAAUUGCGAUCCGGUGACUGGAAAAUGUCUGAAAUGUAUUUACAAUACAGCCGGUGAUCAUUGUGAACAGUGUAAGGAGAAUCACUGGGGUAAUCCGAAGGAUAAGUCUUGUCGCCCAUGCGGCUGUCAUCCAAAAGGUGCGAAAUCGGCGAAGUGCGAUAAUUCAACUGGCGCAUGUGCAUGCUAUGGAAAUUAUGACGGACAUGGCGACAUCGAAAGAAUGUGCCCUCCAUGUAACUGCAGUACAAUUGGCUCGUUUGGCAGUGAAUGUGAUGAAGUUUCAGGCCAGUGUGCCUGCAAAACGGGAGUGUUUGGGAAGCAUUGUGACAUGUGCCGGCCAAGUUAUUUCAAUUUUUCGGAAAAUGGCUGUCAAUUUUGCCACUGCAACACCUACGGUGCUGUAGAUGAUGGACGCUGUCACAAUGCUACAGGAAAAUGUGAAUGCCGUGAGAACGUGGACGGUAAUAUGUGUGAGAAAUGUGUGGACGGUUAUUACAAUAUAACAAGUGGACAAGGUUGUCAGGCAUGCAGCUGUGAUGAAUUAGGUUCGGAAGGUAUUCACUGUGAUAUGCAUACUGGGCAGUGUGCAUGUAAACAGGGUGUCACAGGUCUGAAGUGCGACAAAUGUGCUCCGAACCAUUUUGGAUUAGAUGCGGAUGGUUGCAAAGAGUGCCAAAUAUGCCCAGCACCUGGUCACGUCUGUGAUCCAGUAACAGGAGAUUGCGUGUGUCCACCGAAUACGGUCGGCGCAAUGUGCGAAACUUGCACGAAAAACGCAUGGAACUAUCAUCCUUUGAACGGCUGCACGCUCUGUGAUUGCUCCGGCGUUGGUGCCGAUGGACCGAACUGUGAUCCUAAAACUGGACAGUGCAACUGUCGAGUGGGAUUUGUUGGUCUAAAAUGCGACCGUUGUACUUUUGGGCACUUCAGUUUCCCAGAAUGUGAACCGUGCAAUUGUGAUAUGUCGGGAACCGAUCCAGCAAGCUGCAAAAAAGGUGUUUGCCCUUGCGAUGAGCAGGGUCAAUGUAAUUGUAAGAAGAAUGUAAAAGGCCUGAAAUGCGACACGUGCGAUGCUUAUAGCUUUAGCCUGGAGAAAUCAAAUCCAUUGGGCUGCACGGAUUGCUUUUGCUUCAACCGGACCAACUUCUGUGUUCAGAGCAGUCUUGUCUGGCAGCAAGUAUAUGCUCCCGAUCGACAGGUUCAAAGAUUCAACUUUCAUUUGACUUUAGAUUAUGUUUUGCAAAUUUUUUUAAAUUUUAGAUUUUGCAAAUUUGUUUCUCUUAAUUGGCCUCUUCCACAUAGUCUUCUGGGUGAUCGAAUCGCAUCAUACAACGGAUUUAUUCGUUUCAAAAUCGAAAAUGAUGAUAAUUAUCGCGGUAUUCAAAAUGUUCCACCUGAUGCUCAGCAUUUCCGCUUUUUCCCGCAAGUUGUAUUGGUGGGAAAUCACCGUAUUAUUCUCGAGCAUACUUCUGAAGUAAUCAACGAUUUGGGGCGUUACAAGGUACGGUUGCAUGAAAGCCAGUGGCGAUCUCGGCUGAGUCCUGAAAUUCCGGUCACACGCAAGCAGCUAAUGGUCGCAUUGCAAAAUGUCCAAGGAAUCUAUAUCAGGGCUACAUAUAAUUAUCCAUCAAGAGGCGAUACAGCUUCAAUGCGCGAAACCAGCAUUGACGUUGCAGUAUGGGAAAAUACGACGGAUUCGGUUAAUUCAACAGCAAUAGGUGUAGAAAUGUGUGAGUGUCCACAGGGCUAUGCGGGUAACUCGUGCCAGGAUCCUGCAGAAGGUUACUGUCGUAAAAGGCAACCUGAUUUUCUGAAUAGUCCGGAUGACCUGGCCCUGGUUGGUGGGCCUCAACCGUGCGCAUGUAAUGGACAUUCGACAACAUGUGAAAUCGAAACGUGCAGGUGUACGAACUGCGAACACAAUACAUUCGGCGAUUAUUGUGAAUUGUGCAAACCUGGAUAUCAGGGCGAUGCAUUGGUUGGUGGUGCAGAUGCAUGUACAAAAUGUGCAUGCCCCUUAGCGGAUAACAGCUUCAGCGAUACCUGUGUAGCAACAAAUCAUGGCCGGGGUUAUGAAUGCGAUGCUUGCAAGCCUGGAUACACAGGGCUGUACUGCGAAAGUUGCCUGAGUGGUUAUUACGGGAAUCCAAAUGUGUUGGGAGGUUUCUGCGAGCAGUGUGCCUGCCAUCGCGAUGGCUCAUUGGAUGAUACCUGCGAUCAGGUGACUGGUCAGUGUGCAUGUCGGCCAGGAGUUACAGGACGUGACUGCUCAUUGUGCCAAGCCAGGCACGCUUUUAUCGGUGGUGUCUGCACAUCUUGUGAUCAGGGCUGUACACGGGAUUUAAUGCAAGAAAUCGAUAAGCUGGAGAUGCUGAUGGGUGAACAGAAUUUCACAAAUUUGAGGCCAAUUCCCUGGAAACGAGUCGCACGAAUUAGUAACACAACGAAAGAGUUACGAGCGAUUUUGGAUUCGGUGCAUUUGAAUGGACUGAUGAUUCAAGAUGGAGAUGAAUCAUCGCUGGCCAGUAUUGGUAUUAGCGAUAGCUCUCUCAGUGAAGUGAACGGAGUUGUGGAACAGGCGAAAUUUUUGCUGGAACGAAGCAAUAAAUCAAAAAAUAACCUCGAAGCAAUAAUUGGAGAGACUCUUGGACUCACAGAAAAAGCUCAGCAAUAUUCCAGAAUUCUCCAAGAUAUUGUAAACCAGUUUCAACAUUAUGUUAAGUACGGUGGUAGCAAGCAGGAUAGUUCGCAGAUCGAUGUUUGGGUGCAAGAAGCAAAUGCCUAUCUAGAAGCUAUAAAAGAG